GUGGCCGCCGCCGCUGCGCCUUCCAGUCAGGCUUCUCUCUAGCCCUCUAUGUGUCUAGGCCACUUGGGUCCUGCAUUGAGAGCCCGUGCUGGGAUGACUUGGAGACCCCGGGCCGACUGCUGCUCAAACACCGCGUUGUGCUCCGGCUUCCUGUUCACCGAACAUCCGCUGCCCUCAUCUUUGGACUUUCUGCUCGGACGGGGACAAGUGCAUCUCUGCAGCCAGUGAUUGACCUCAGCGGCGACAUGUCCCCAAGUGGCACAUCACUGGCACGUUGGCUGCGGCGCAUGUGACAAACGGGGUCACGUAAAAGACAGCCCGGGACCCAUGGAGCCUGAACGGAGAGGAUCGUUUGACAUGGACGAUGAAGAUGGCCGAUGUUUGCUAGAUGUAAUUUGUGACCCCCAAGCUCUGAAUGACUUUUUACAUGGAUCAGAUAAGAUUGAUGGAGACGAUUUGCUGGAUAACACUGGAGAUGCAGCAAAUGCCUUCUUCGUGGGCACUGGGCUUCAUGUUCAGGAAACUCCAGGGAACCAUUUAACUACAGAACCAAACCCCCCAGCUGGUGGUGUAGAUUUGGACUUUUUGCCCGAUGACAUCCUUGGGUCUCCAUCAGGGGCGAGCGCCGGCCUCUCAAACUCUGACCAGCCAUGCGACAUCCUCCAGCAGAGCUUGCAGGAGGCCAACAUUACAGAACAGACUCUUGAAGCCGAGGCAGAACUGGACUUGGGCUCUUUCCAGCUCCCUAAUCUGCAACCAGUGGUGCCGGCUGCCCCGGAUGGGACCCCUCAAAUAUUUUCUGGCGGUGCAGACCUUAUUGGACUUCAGCAGCCGGCAGUGCUGACGCACCAAGCAUUAGUGCAGCAGUCAGUGGGGCAGGAUGUGGUCAACAAGGCAAUCAGCGUACAACCGUUUAUCCAACAAGUUGGACUCAGUAAUGUUACAUUACAGCCCAUCUCCAACCUCCCAGGGUUGCCCAAUGGCAGUCCUGGGGGGGCAUUGGGGAUUGGGCAAAUACAAGUGGUGGGACAACAAGUGAUGGCCAUCAACCAGCCUGCACAACAGAUCAUUGCCAAGCCAGUGCAGUCAACACAGGUGGCCAAUCUGCCGGUAGGUAGCUACCUAGCUGGCAGCACCCAAGAGCAGCAGCAGGUCGCGUUAGCGUCAAGUGGGGUGUCUCCACAGAACGCCGGAUUGGUCCUACAGAACAAAAUUCCCACUGUGGCCACCACACUGAAUGGCAGCUCCAUGUUUGCCAGUGUGUCGGCGGCUCAGUGCACUCAGUCGCUCACAGUGACUUCCAGUCUGAACAGCCCAGUUAUUAUACAACGGACUCCAACUCCAAUACAACCCAAACCGGCUGGUGUACUCCAGCAAAAACUGUUCCAGAUCUCGCCCAAACCGUUCGCUCCCAACAAUACCACACUCACCAUUCAGGGGGACGCAUCACUGCAGCAACAGCCGAAAGCUCAGCAAAACCUGACAUUCAUGGCCGGGAAACCUGGUCAAAAUGUCGUCCUUUCCAGCUUUCCCCAGGGCCUUUCUGCCAAUGUCUUUAAACAGCCUCCUCCACAGCAGCAGGCACUCGGCAAACACAUGAGUGUCCAGCUGCUAAACCAAGGCAGCAGUAUUGUCAUCCCGGCUCAGCAUGCCCAGGCCAUGCUGCAGGGACAGAACCAGUUCCUCUUGCCAGGAGCUUCAGCCGUCCAGCAGCUUUCUGCACUGCAGGCCAACAUGAGUGGCCAGAUCUUAGCUGCUUCCCACCCCAGUGGACAAGCCCACAUCAUCGCCAGCCAAGGUCCAGGAGGCCAAAUUCUCAAUCAGGCCCUUGCCAGCCAGCUGAACUUGGGGCAGGUCCUCACGUCUCAGAACGCGCAUGGCACUGCUCACAUACUGUCUGGCCCCAUACAGCUGCAGGCGGGGCAAGUUGGCCAACCUACCUUGUUCCAGAUGCCAGUCUCCCUGGCCAAUAGCCUGAGCACCCAGAGUCAACCUGCAGUGACGACGUCCCUUAACCAAGCCGGGCAAACGGUUAUCCAAGGAGUGACUUUGCCCAAUCAGGUGGCCAUGUUUAACACGCCUGAGGGCCUCAGUCAAGCAGUGAGCAUCCAGCAGGCCUCGACGAGAAGCAGCCAGAGCCCGGGCAUUGUGCAACAAGGAGCCAGCCUUCUGUCCAGCACGGAGCAGACCUCCAUAUUGACCGUCCAAACGACACAACAGCCAUCACAAGGACAGGCCCAGCUCCAACUGAAUGUACAGCAGCAGCCGCAGCCCCCUCAGCAGGCAAUGCCAAGCCCCAGUCUUGAACCCAACCCCGACAAAAUAAUCCUUAGCCAAGCAACGCCAGGAAAUAUUAUCAGUGCAGAUUCCAUGCAGAUGUUCCUCCAGCAGAAGGAGCAGCAACAGCAGCAAUAUUAUGAAGUGACGUUGAAACCACAGCAGGAGAGCAGCCUGGUGCAAACCUCUGCAGCCCCACAGAUCUUUAUGCCAAUCUACAGCAUAGCCGCCUCUGGCAGCACUUUCAGCAUCAGUACCUCCAGCAGCAGUAGCGUACCCGCCUCCGUCAUAGUGAGCAGCAGUUCCGGCUCCACAGCCCAACCCAACCGUGAUUUGGCCCAGAACCAUGCCACAACACCGGAAUCCAAAGGACACUUACCUCAUUUCCCUACCAGCCAGUCUCAGCAGGCUAUGUCCUGCCAGAUUCCAGCUGGACAACAGAAGCUUCCCGGAGCCUCGCCUUCCCAUACACUACCUCACCCCCCCAGCCCUCAGCUGCAGGCCUCUGCUACCCACCAUUCACAAAUGCAGUCCCCUCACCAGUCGCGCCCUCCUUCCCGGCCACCGUCACGCCCUCACUCUCGGCCUCCGUCUCAGCCUCAAAGCAUCCCUCGUCCUGCUUCUGAGCCCCUUUCCCGCUCGUGUACUCCUCAGAUGCAAAACCUUUAUGUCAUCCAGAACCAAAUCUCCUCUUCUCCUCAUGGUUCUUCCCAGCAUCCCCUGCGUCCUCCUUCUCAGCCUCAGGUACAGACGCCUUUUCCACCUCAUCAGACGAUGGCCACCGACAUCCCGCAAACCCUCUCGUCCCCUCAGCAGCAUGUCCAGCUCCAAGUGCAGCUGGGCACCACCCAGCCUGACAUUCGGGCAGGGCUCCCUGUGUCCUUGCAGGCCACCCCACCCACAUCAGAAUCCCAAACGCAUACGUUCCCAGUGCAGUUCCAGGCGCAGACCCCUAUUAAAGCCCAGACGCCGGGGCAGCCCAUCCACUUGCCCCCCGAACAGCAGCGUACCUUUCAGAUGACCCCCAGCCAGUUCCAUGCUUUGGCGUUGUCCGGUGCCCUGCCCCAGCAGAAGCAGCUUUUGGAGAGAUUUCAACAGCAGAUGCAGCAGCAGGGCUUGAUGUUGUCAGCCCAGCAGCAGCAGCAAGGUGGGGUACAGACCUCGCCGGCGAUUAGCUCGCAGUUCACCGGUCAGACGUCUUCGUUGCUGAUCAGUAGUCAGGGGCAGCCGGUUUCAGCUCAAGCUCCCCUGCACGGCCACUCCCCGGGUCAGGUACUUGUCCAGUCCACCCAGGUGGUGCACAGUGAUGUGACGAAGAUGCAAGGCGCAGGCGUCCCCCAGGCUGCUCAGCUUUCAACACUAAUUCAACAGCAGCAGGCGUCUGUUUUAGUGAAGCCUUCAGGCACUGCCACUGCUCCUGGGACCCAAGACUCCAGUGCUUACCCCGGCACAGCCUUGAAAACCCCUGGGGGGCAGGGGAAAUCCAUCGGUGCAGUUUCUGUGCAGACACCGGGUAAAACUGGUGUCAUCAGCUCCGUGCCCAGCAUCAGCCUAGGGAAGAGUUCACUGCAGAUCCAAGUGGUUGGAAAGGGAAUCCAGCAGAUUGUGCCCACUGGCCAAGUCCAGACUCAGCCACAGUUUGAGAAUAAAUUUGGAGCCCUGAAGAAACUUCAAACACUACAGCCAAGCAAGGAAGCCUGCUUCCUGGAGCAGUUGCACAAGCACCAGGGCUCCGUUCUUCACCCGGAUUACAAGUCCUCCUUUCACUCGUUUGAGGACACCCUGCACAGGCUUCUUCCUUACCACGUGUACCAGGGUCUGCUGCCCAGCGAACCCGAUUUAAAGAAGGUGGACGAUGAGUUUGAAACCGUAUCCACUCAGCUUCUGAAGCGCACACAGGCCAUGCUGAACAAGUAUCGCUUGCUCCUUUUAGAUGAGUCCAGGAGAGUGAGUCCUUCCGCAGAAAUGGUAAUGAUUGACAGAAUGUUUAUCCAAGAGGAGAAAGUGGCGUUGUCCACAGACCGGCAGUUUGCAAAGGAAAGACCAGAUGAAUAUGUAUCCUCUUCCUCCUCGUCACGGUCUCAAAAUGUAGUCCCCUCUGUGUCCUCAAUCUCUUCUCCCCCUUGUCCUGCCCCAGCUCUGGAGAUCCUGAAACCGGCGGCAGUGCAAACCUCCACACCAAUACACCCUACCAAAUUAGUGAUCAAGCACAGUGGUGGGGGAUCCCCCUCCGUGACUUGGGCCAAAGCCUCCCCCUCUCUCGAUACAGAUGAUGAUGCACUCCCUUCCCGCAGCAGACCUCCAAUCAAGACUUACGAGGCUCGUAGUCGCAUUGGGCUAAAACUGAAGAUCAAGCAAGAGGCUGGGUUAAGCAAAGUUAUCCACAAUACAGCUUUGGAUCCUGUUCACCAAAAUCCUCCCCCGCCUCCACAGCCGCCAGCCCCUCCGACAACUCCUGCCAGCACUGUCAUCAAGACUACGGUUAACCCAACGCCAGCCACUACCACCACACCCACAGGACAGAUGAAUGGCACCCUAGACCACUCGUCGCCUGCUGAAAAGAAACCUCUGGCAACGUACUGUCGGCUGCCUCUCCGCAAAACGUAUCGAGAGAACGUCGAUGCCUUUGUGAUGGGUAAGCCUGCAGAUACCAGGUCAAAGGCAGAAACUCCGGUGCCCGUUGCAGCCCAGCCUGUGAAGCAGGAGGAUGGCUCUCGGAGCGUAAUUACGUCCCACAAGACGCAAGGGGUCUCUGAGAUCGAGAAGGGGAAGAAAGAGGACAGCUCUAGGAUGGUGUUCUUCAGCAGGGGGGACAACAAGGCCAUUAAGACCGAGGAGAUGACCAUGAGCUCAACGAGAGAAGUCAAAGAUGAAGAUCCUGGCUUCUACAGGCGGGUAAUCAAGACUGAGCCAAUGGAAAACGAGAGCGACUUGAGCUGGGAGAUUCCACUCCCUUCUGCCAAAAGGCUGAAGUCAGAGCAAUUUGAUGUGGAUAACGCCAGCUUUUCCAGUGACAGCCCCCAGGAUGACACUCUGAACGAGCACCUUCAGAGCGCCAUCGACAGCAUCCUCAAUCUUCAGCAGCCCCAGAGCAGUGGAGGCUCCAACACCCUCCUGCGCUCCUCAGUCCAGUCCUCCUACCAUCACUCCUCUUCCUCCUCUCCCUUUUCCUCUCCAGUCCACCGCACAGACUCAUACCUCACCCCUAACCACAAUGGAGGCCUGGGGGCCAGGACGUUAAACAGAUAACAACAGGUGGAAGGAACUUAAUGAGCGAGCCGUCAGAAGUAAAUUCAUUCGUUGCCUGGGGAAACAGAUGUUCAUGACACGGACAUGACACAAGAUGCUGCAGUACCUGGGGACAGGGGGAGGGGGUGGUGCACAUUUUCGGAGUAAGCCUCAAUUCUUUUCCCAUUCGUCCGCACCGUGUGGCGAAUGGAUCUGUGGAGAGAUUGUGCCUCAUCCCUGUUGGAAAGCAUUGUAUUGUAGAAACGUCUCGGAGCGAGGCGACUUUUUCUCCGCAGCCGCUGCCGACAGAACCCUUAAAGGACGCAUACAGCCGGUGAUCUGUUGCCUUCAAAACUUUUUUUAUUUUUUUUCCCAGUUACUUCCCAUCUCCUUUUUUUUUUUUUCUCAUCUCAACUUGAACUAUCAAUAAAAAAAUAAAAAUAAAUAAAAAAAUAUGAAGUUAAACUUACGACCUUAAUGAGGAGACCGAAGGGACUAGAGACGGGACUGGCUUCAAAGCGUAUUAAAAUUAUUGUAAUGAUAUUUCUUUAAGUUAUUCAAGCAUCAAGUCAGGGGAUUUUUUUUUAUGUUCUGUGUUUGUAUUUUUUUUUUUAUUAUUAUUUUCCUAUCUGGGAAAAUAGCAAAUGAAUGCACAGUGCACAUGGACGACUAAAUCUGAAAUAUACACUUUUUGUUUUUUUGUUUUUGUUUCGGGGUGCACCAACCUUGGAGAGGGGGGUGGUAAAUGUCUUGAUCGGGUAACCGCUCCUUUCAGUCAGUCAGGCUUGUGCGCCUGCUCUGGAUUGGGAUACAAGAGUCCCUUUUGUGUAUUGGUAAGGGAGGAUCAAGUGUCAAGAGGCCGCUCAGGUUUAGCGUAUGUAGUGAUGAAUGAAAUUCACCUAGGAGUCUAAUAGAGAUGGGAUUCGUACCCAGAUGUCACUGGCGCUGUCAGUUGGCAUGGAUUAUGUUGUACUUUCUACAGUGUUAUCAGAAUCUGCCCUAAAAAUUAGUUCCAGCACCGAAAUUGAGCACCGGGGAUCCCUUUUCAGAUGCUGGGAAUAGAAUUUCUGUAGCUGAAUCAGCACUUUGUACCAAAAAUUACAAGAAUGAUAAAUGAUGGACCAAUAGCAGGAGAAUAAAAUGUCAGCGACGGCAACAGGCGUCCAUUAAAGCGGCGGGGGCUAGCGAAGGGGGCGGAGUCAUUUGCAGUAAUGUUAAGUAAGAGCUCCGUCAUCCAAGCAGAGGCACUCUUGACACCUGCUCCCUAUAUAUCUUAGUUUGGUAUUUAUUUUUUAUUUUUUUUGGCAAAGUUUCCAAACUCAUUAACAACCAUCCCCCCCCCCCCUCCCCCCCAUUCAUUCUUCACCCUCCCGAUCCCCAACCAACAUUACGGUCGAAAUAUAGUACUAUAAAAAAGAAUUUCUACUGUAUUUAUAAUGUAGAAUGAUUUUUUUAAAAGAAUGAUGUACAUUUAGUACUUCUGUGUAAAUUAAAUUUGCUCCUCUUUUUAAA
This is a messenger RNA of Bufo bufo (common toad), 7017 nucleotides long. RefSeq names its product BRD4 interacting chromatin remodeling complex associated protein (gene BICRA). Bases 328 to 5526 code for a protein of 1732 amino acids. Lineage: Eukaryota; Metazoa; Chordata; Amphibia; Anura; Bufonidae. Gene Ontology annotation, biological process: positive regulation of DNA-templated transcription. The record is from RefSeq and is a predicted model, not a curated record. Gene Ontology annotation, cellular component: SWI/SNF complex. The transcript is spliced from 16 exons.